CACCUGAACUUUAAGCUUUAAAAAUCAGUCCACGUACCUGUAUACUUUGAAUAUGUGUAUGCACUGUGCAUCAGCACAGUAAAUGAUGGACAUUGUUCAUGUACUUAUUUACAUCAUAUAUGUAAGAGGAUAAAGAUGGCUGACGGGGCGGAGUACGUGGCUGGCUGAGCUGUGGAAAUUUGCCAUCGGAUCAAGGGAUGCACGAAGGGAAAAAAGUACGGGUUUAACAUUGUCUCCAGCAUGGCGAAGAGGAUGUGCCUCCUGGUCGUAGGUGUGCUGCUAUUGGCUGGAUCCAGUCACGUGUCAGGUUUUCAGGGGAACAAGAUCGUCGCCUCCCUCGAUAUUGUACCGAGAGAGACGAUUCCAGUCGUGCCAUCAGAUUCUAUUCAACUGGAUGGACCUGUUACAGUGAAUGCAUUAUCUUCUGCCUCCUAUUACCAGUCUUUAUCGGAUCCAAAGAGACUCCCUAGAACCAGAUGUGACCGCGUCAAUGAGUACGACACCAAGUCUCAGGCCUGUUGUGGACAAUCCACCACCCUUCCCAACGGCGUCAGGUGUUGUCAAGGCAACGUAUACAACAAGGCAGCCCAGUUCUGCUAUCGAGGCGUGGUCCACUACUAUUUGGACUUCAAUCCGAUUCAACAACCACGUCCCAAAUGUGGCCAGUAUUACUAUCACUACCAAGAUCAGGCCUGUUGCGCCGGCAAGAUCUAUAUCCCAGCCAGCCAGGGGUGUUGCAACAACGUGGUCUUUACCUACGCGACACAGAUGUGCGUCGGCGGACAAGUGCGAGAACAUAAUUCCUACGCCCCAUGUCCAGGAUUCCACACCGAUCACCCGUCGCAAUACGGUUGCUGCAAUGGCGUCUCUUACUUGUACAGCACGAAGGGAUGUUGCCAAGGCAACGUGUACGACCUUGACGUGAGCAAGUGCACCAAGGACACACUGACUGUUCAUAGGGACGGAAAAAAGCGCUGCGGCGGGCAGGUUUAUAUCCAGCACAACCUCAGCUGCUGCCGAGGGCUGCUCUACGAUCACAACAAACAGACUUGCUGCGAGGGGCGCGUCCUCAAUGCGACCACCAUGUACUGCCAAGAUGGCCGCGGGCUCAGAUAUGACAAAAUGGUGCUCUGUGGCGCGAUGCAGUACGACCCCACGCGCUUCGGCUGUUGUCAUGGUGAUCCCUUUGAUCCUCGUCACCAAGGCUGCUGCGCCUAUACUGUGUUUUGGAAGAACCAGUACACGUGUACCAAUGGUUACCUGUACCCCGUGGCCGCUGAUCCGGUCGGAUCCGGAAACCAGAUGCCAUAUUGUGAUGACGAAGCGUUUGAUCCUUCCAAGGGCAAAAGAUGCUGUGGCAAGCUGACGUAUAAAACCGGGUUUGAAAGCUGCUGUGGCCAGAAUCCCUACUUCAGAGCACGACAGGUCUGCUGUGAGAGCGAUAACGGCCAGUAUUUCAGAAGAUCCAGAAUGGUCGGUUGCAGAAGUUUUUAACUUUUUAACUACCCGCUGAAGCAGUUUUUACUUUUGUGAAAAAUUGUUACUUUCAGGCCACUCUUUAAGUGCUUCGGAAAAUUUGAACGGCGGGUACACUUAACAGAUAUUUUUUUUAAAAAUUAGACACCAUGAAUAUUUUUGUUUCUCGUACUUUUAGCCUAAAAAUUAAGUGUUAAUAGUGACUCAUCGUAACGUCACCUCAAUUUAUUUUUUGAGCACGUCGUAACGUCACCUCAAUUUAUUUUGUGAGCACGUCGUAACGUCACCUCAAUUUAUUUUUGGUCUGAACUUAAAGCACCCCGCUUGUGUCCUGUUAUGAUCACUUUUGGUUCUUUUUUAAGGUCACUCGCACAUAAGGAUACAAAGUAAGUCACUUUGUAGAUGCCAUCCUCUUCACAUGAAAAUAUUUUAAAGAUGAUUGCAAGUAAAUGUACACAAAAUUUUGAUUGACGUUUACACUAUAACUAUUAUUUAUCUACCUUCAAUCUUUUUGUCGCUCUUCUCAAGAAUUAACCUGAAUCAAAGUAAUCUAGUGAAGACACAUAUAAAAUAAAGUAGCUUAAAAUAUCAGCAUUUUAAGUUGUAGUCAAAUACACGUUCACUAAUUUUUAUAGUGAACACAAUACUGAAAAUUAUCAUAUACGUUUACUCUAUCUGACCACCACCGUCCUAUUCAAUAAUUUUCUAAAAAAAAAACUAAAUCUAUUGUUUCUUUGUAUCUAAUUUCUUCCUCAUUUGCUUCCAUCUCUGCUGACUAUUUUAGUUUAUGUAAAA
Messenger RNA from Lingula anatina, 2271 nucleotides. RefSeq lists its product as uncharacterized. The record is from RefSeq and is a predicted model, not a curated record. NCBI's taxonomy places the organism in Eukaryota, Metazoa, Brachiopoda, Lingulata, Lingulida, Lingulidae.